Molecule: messenger RNA, 2450 nt
Organism: Anoplopoma fimbria (sablefish)
Lineage: Eukaryota; Metazoa; Chordata; Actinopteri; Perciformes; Anoplopomatidae
Gene: aida
Product: axin interactor, dorsalization associated
Exons: 11
Coding region: 224-1162 (312 amino acids)
Biological process (GO): determination of ventral identity
Cellular component (GO): membrane
Molecular function (GO): phosphatidylinositol binding
Source: RefSeq, a predicted model, not a curated record
UCGGGCGACCCCGCAUCCCAAAACGUGCGCACCCUUGUCUCCGGGCGGGACUUCCUUUCUGUUGCGGAUGCGAUAUCAGAGUGAGCCGACAGAAAGGGCUUGGUCCGGGUAUCACUGGUGUAUCUGUGCGGCUCUGGACAGCAGACAACCGGGCUGACGACGCUGCUGAAGCCCCGUAGAUGAGCCUCCUCCCCGGCUAUGCUGCCCUGAACGCACCGCGAGUAUGCGUCCCGCCAACAUGUCUGAAGUCAACAAGACUAUUCAGAAAUGGCACGCCAGUUUUAGCAAAGGCACAGACUUUGACUCGUGGGGACAAUUAGUGGAGGCUAUAGAUGAGUACCAAAUUUUGGCGAGACAACUGCAAAAAGAGGUGCAGUCAACAAAUGCAUCCGACUUCACCGAGGAGCAAAAGAAAACUUUAGGAAAGAUAGCAACAUGUCUGGAGAUGAGGAGUGCCAGUUUGCAGUGCACACAGUCAAAGGAGGACUUCAAGUUAGAAGAGCUGAAGAAACUGGAAACCAUUAUUCAAAAUAUUUUGACCUACAACAAAGAAUUUCCCUUCGAUGUGCAGCCAGUGCCCUUAAGGAAAAUCCUGGCUCCAGGUGAAGAGGAGAACCUGGAGCUGGAGGAGGAAGAGGAUGCUGCAGCAGGAGCCGGUUCUACAGAAGCUUUUCCUCCGAGAGCCCCCGCUUCGCAAGGUACCUUGUUGCCACGGUUACCCUCAGAGCCUGGGAUGACACUACUUACACUAAAGAUAGAAAAGAUUGGGUUGAAGGAUGCCGGGCAGUGCAUCGAUCCGUACAUGACCAUCAGUAUCAAAGAUUUGAACGGCAUAGAUGUGAACCCUGUGCAGGACACACCUGUGGCCUCCAGGAAGGAAGAUACCUACAUUCACUUCAGUGUGGACGUAGAGAUCCAGAGACAUGUGGAGAAACUACCAAAAGGAGCAGCUAUCUUCUUUGAAUUCAAGCACUACAAACCUAAAAAGAGGUUCACCAGCACUAAAUGUUUUGCCUUCAUGGAAAUGGACGAGAUCAAACCCGGGCCCAUCGUCAUCGAACUGUACAAGAAGCCCACAGACUUCAAGAGGAAGAAACUGCAGCUUCUGACAAAGAAACAACUCUAUCUCCAUCUUCAUCAGACAUUACACAAGGACAGCUAAGUGGCAGCUCAACCCGGACUUUGAACCACUUUUCUUUUUUUUUUUUAAAUCUCUCAACAGCCAAAAAAAACCGUGGUGCUCCACCUCAUCAGCUCCAGCAAUACCAUAUCAAGGUUGUAGUGGUUUGUUUUCUCUAUGAGUGUAUGAAGAAAGUAAAGGGAGUCAAAGAUCAGUCACAUCAGCUCAGACUAUUCUAGUGCAUAUAACUUCUGUUACAGGAAACCCUUCUCCAAAAACUCCAAAAACCUUAAAUUAUGUUUUUAGACUGGUUGGAGAUAGAGGGUUUUCAUAUUACGAAGGGUUAUGUUAAACCACCUUAACUUAACGGUCUUCCUUAUCUCACAGAUUUUGGGAAAAACUUGGGACACAAUGUGAGUUAUUGCAGGUGCUCCGUUAAUGUCACUAUUUUAUGUUUGUGCUGCUGGAUUUUGGUCUCUCAAGGUAAAUUUAGCUAAACAUUAAAAGCAAUUUGGGGAAAUUAUAGCACAGUUUGCUAAGCCACUCCCCUGAAUAAAAAAACAUGCAUCAUAGUCCAGAAUGGUUUGUGUGUGCCGUAAUUAGACUUAAUUAAUUAAAACUUUUAUUGUUUUAUUCGUAAUAACUAAGUAGAGCAAUUUGAAAGCUAUUACAAACUGUUUAAUAAACUUGGCAUUACAUCAAUCAAGGUAAAAAUUCCCUAAUAAAUAAUUCACCUUUAUUUAUUAUUGCUUAAAAGGUUAUUAAAUUAAACUUUAGGUUAAUUCAUUUACCAGUGUGUGUAUACAGCACCAUCUCACCAUUUCUUUGUUGUCUGCUUAAACAUUUACAAUUUCCAUUGUGUGCUUUUUUUAAAUAUUAACUGACCUUUCACAUUAGUCAUUUAUUGUUAAUCUUUUCUUUUUUUUUUUUACAUUAAAUCAUAAAUGAUAAAUUAAUUUUAUACAUAUUUAAAUAAUAUCAAAUACUAAAAUAGUCAAAUUGUCCUGGUGGCACACUCUCAUGGUUAGUUGUUUAGUCACAGACAGUAUUAGAUUCAGCAUUCAUAAUAUUAAAUGGUGAAAUUAUAGGUUUAAAUACACAGUAAUGCUCUGACCAUUUUUAGAGUAAUCAUUUUUAAAAGUUGUGCUGGCUUUGUUUGGAAUAUAUCACAAGUAUGAUUUCUAUAAACUCAGCAAAUGUUUGUUUUAGCCCUACUUAACUGACAGUUUCAACAUUUCAGUUCAGUGUUCACGCCUCAGUAUGUGUUGGAUUUAGUUUAUCACACGGUUUUAUAUGGUUUUAUAAAUGCAUAAAGAGUUCAGUGGAAGCA